Messenger RNA from Saccharomyces cerevisiae S288C, 1398 nucleotides. RefSeq names its product Crp1p (gene CRP1). Bases 1 to 1398 code for a protein of 465 amino acids. The record is from RefSeq and is marked reviewed. The transcript has a single exon. NCBI's taxonomy places the organism in Eukaryota, Fungi, Ascomycota, Saccharomycetes, Saccharomycetales, Saccharomycetaceae.
AUGAGUAGUGAACUCAUGUUCAACUAUACUUUUAGCUGGCCUGCUGGUCCAAAAGAUGUUAUUUUAACAGGAACGUUUGAUGACUGGAGGGGCACUUUACCCCUCGUGAAGACCGCCAAGGGAAAUUUCGAAAUUACUAUGCCCGUGAAGCUAGCCAACAAGGAUGAUACGUUUCAGUUUAAGUUUAUUGUGGAUGGCGUUUGGUGCGUUAGUGAUUCGUAUAAAAAGGAGCAUGUUAGUGAAGGAAUCGAAAACAAUUUCUUACAAAUUACCGAUUUAGUUGAAACGCAGGAAGUUGCCGGUGCCAGUAGAAUCCCGGAGGCAGGUGGCCUAUUAUGUGGUAAACCGCCUCGUUCAGCAGGUCCUCCUUCUACAAGUAAUAGAAAGAAAAACAAGCGUAACAAUAAGAAAAGAAGAUCUAAAUUGAAGAAAAAGAGUACUAAGAACAACAAGAAGUCAAAUGAAAGUUUAGACGAUAAUGAAGAAGAAGACGGGGUGACUGGAACUACUACUGAAGAUGUUACUGGAACCUCUAGGGAAGAAACUCCAUUGGCGGAGCCUACUAAUGUUUCCAAAGAAGCUCCGGGCAAUUUCCAUAUUCUGCCAAUCGAUCAAAGUGCAGACACAACUCAAUCAAAUGGUAUAAUUGGUGGACCAGGUCCUGUUCUUGUCCCAAACCCUGGUGAAAUCAAGGAAUUUACCGAAAUUAGAGACGUUGAUGCUAGGGAAUUGAAUGAAAGACUUAACAAAAAAGAAGAGGUUCCAGAACCCGUUGCUGGCCCUAUUGUUGAAUCAUCAGUUACGGAAAAGAGUCCUGCUCUUCCACAAGCUGACGACCCGAUUGUUGAGACCAAGGAAGUGGCUCAUAAUGUGCAGGAACUUACUCCUCAAGUGGAAGCGGUUACUCCGUUAAUAAAUGAGCCCGAACCAUUACCAACUCCGGAAGCACAAAUAUCUAUACCUGAGUCAUCGAAAGUUGAACCAGUGGAGGGGUCUCUUCAAUCUAAGUUGGUGGAGAAACGUGAGUCCACUGAAGGUGUAUUAGACGGUUCCAAAAAAGUAGAAAAUAAGGCAAAAAAAGAUGAAGAGGUCUUUACAUUAGACCCCAUCGUUAACAAAGCUCCCAAGCUACCCUUGACUGACGAGCAAACAGCUGAAGGUAGAAAAUCACCAGCAGUGUCAGAAGAAAAAGAAAAGAAAAAGAAGCAAGAAAAAGGCUCUAAAGAGGUCAAGAGGUCAGAAACCAGUAAAGAAAAAAAGCCUUCUGCCAAAGAGGUUAAGAAACAAACUGUAAAAGCCCCAAAGAAACAGACAGCUUCUCCUUUGUCUUCUUCGACAGAAGAGCCCAAGAAGAAGAAAACUGGUUUCUUCGGCAAAUUGAAGAAGCUAUUUAAGUGA